AUGCUUUGUCAGUAUAAAAUACAGAGCUGUUUCCUGUUGGCUUUAUCUUUCUUCAUCAGUGAUGCCCAGAGCCAAGUGUCCCCACCAACAAGGCUAAGAUAUAAUGUAGUCAGUCCUGACAGUGUACAGAUCUCUUGGAAAGCCCCAAAAGGGCAGUUCACUGGAUAUAAGCUUCUUGUCACUCCAAGUUCAGGUGGAAAAACCAAUCAAUUAAUUCUUCAAAGCACUGCAACCAAAGCAAUUAUUCAAGGUCUUAUUCCAGAUCAAAACUAUGCUCUUCAGAUCAUUGCAUUCAAUGAAGAUAAGGAGAGUAAGCCAGCACAAGGCCAAUUCAGAAUUAAAGAUAUUGAGAGAAGAAAAGAAACAAGUAAAUCCAAGGUGAAGGAUCCAGAAAAAACAAAUACGAAUAAACCAGCUCCAGAAGGAAGCCUAUUUACCUGUAAAACUCCAGCAAUUGCAGAUAUUGUGAUACUGGUAGAUGGUUCUUGGAGUAUUGGCAGAUUCAAUUUCAGACUUGUUCGACUGUUCCUGGAAAAUCUGGUUUCUGCUUUCAAUGUGGGAUCUGAGAAAACAAGAGUAGGCCUGGCGCAGUACAGCGGCGACCCCCGCAUCGAGUGGCACUUGAAUGCCUACGGCACCAAAGAUGCCGUUUUGGAUGCAGUCCGGAACCUGCCCUAUAAGGGGGGGAACACCUUAACAGGUCUUGCCUUAACUUACAUUUUGGAAAACAGCUUUAGGCCUGAGGCAGGUGCAAGACCUGGAGUAUCUAAAAUUGGUAUACUGAUCACUGAUGGGAAAUCUCAAGAUGAUGUUAUCCCUCCUGCUAAAAACCUACGGGAUGCUGGCAUAGAGCUGUUUGCUAUUGGUGUAAAGAAUGCAGAUAUAAAUGAGCUCAAAGAGAUUGCCUCUGAACCUGACAGCACACAUGUCUACAACGUUGCUGACUUCAACUUCAUGCAUACCAUUGUUGAAGGUCUUACCAGAACAGUCUGCUCACGAGUAGAGGAACAGGAAAAGGAAAUCAAAGGAACAAUUGCUGCCUCACUUGGCACACCUUCGGAUUUGGUCACAUCUGAGGUAACAGCUAGAGGAUUCCGGGUUAGCUGGACCCAUGCACCAGGCAAAGUGGAAAAAUACAGGGUUGUGUAUUAUCCCACUCGAGGAGGACAACCAGAAGAGGUUGUGGUAGAUGGAAGCUUAUCAACAGCAGUUCUGAAAAACCUGAUGUCUUUAACUGAAUACCAGAUAGCUGUAUUUGCUAUAUACUCAAAUGCUGCUAGUGAGGGCCUCCGUGGAACUGAAACUACACUUGCCUUGCCAAUGGCAUCGGAUCUGCAGUUGUACGAUGUGUCCCAGAGCAGCAUGAGAGCAAAGUGGAAUGGAGUAGCUGGUGCCACAGGUUACAUGAUCCUGUAUGCUCCCCUCACAGAAGGACUGGCAGCAGAUGAGAAGGAGGUGAUGUAUUUGCCUCUAAGUCCACCAGCAAACUUGAAAUUUUCUGAUGUUGGACACAAUAGUGCUAAACUCACCUGGGAUCCUGCUUCCAAAAAUGUGAAUGGCUAUCGCAUCAUGUACGUUAAAACAGAUGGCACAGAAACCAAUGAGGUGGAAGUUGGUCGUGUUUCAACCCAUACUUUAAAAGGUUUGACAUCCCUUACAGAGUAUACUGUUGCUAUUUUCUCCCUGUUUGAUGAAGGACAAUCUGAGCCACUUACUGGCAGCUUUACCACAAAAAGAGCUCCAGCUCCCCAGCAUUUGGAAAUUGAUGAAGCAUCAACAGAUAGUUUUAGGGUCAGCUGGAAGCCCACAUCCUCAGAUAUUGCUUUUUACAGAUUGGCAUGGAUUCCUUUGGAUGGAGGGGAAGCUGAAGAGGUUGUCAUUAAUGGAGACACAGACAGUCAUGUUAUUGAGGGUUUAUUGCCCAACACGGAAUAUGAAGUUUCUUUGCUGGCAGUUUUUGAUGAUGAUAGUGAAAGUGAAGUUGUUGCUGUUCUUGGAGCUACAUUUGGAAGGACUACCACAAUACCUACCACGGUGACUACUACCAGUACCACAACUUCUAAGGCCACCACAGCAGUUUUUCGAACAGGAAUCAGAAACCUUGUUAUAGAUGAUGAAACAACCUCAAGUCUGAGGGUGACGUGGGACAUCUCAGACUACAACGUCCAGCAGUUCAGAGUGACCUAUCUCACUGCGAAAGGUGACCGUGCUGAGGAAGCGGUAAUGGUGCCUGGGAGGCAAAACACUCUUCUGCUUCAGCCUCUGCUGUCUGAUACAGAAUACAAAGUUACCAUCACUCCCAUCUAUGCUGAUGGGGAAGGAGUCAGUGUUUCAGCUCCUGGCAAAACUUUACCCCUCUCUGCUCCUAGAAAUUUACGUGUGUCAGACGAAUGGUACAACAGACUGCGCAUCAGUUGGGACGCCCCACCAUCACCCACCAUGGGUUACAGAAUUGUCUACAAACCUGUCAAUGUUCCUGGUCCUGCGUUGGAGACCUUUGUAGGGGAUGAUAUUAAUACCAUUCUUAUGCUAAACCUCUUCAGUGGGACAGAAUACAGCGUUAAAGUAUUUGCUUCAUACUCAACAGGCUUCAGUGAUGCCCUAACAGGCGUAGCCAAAACCUUGUACUUGGGUGUGACAAAUUUGGAUUCCUACCAAGUUCGCAUGACAAGCCUCUGUGCUCAGUGGCAGCUUCACAGACAUGCUACUGCAUACAGGGUGGUUAUAGAGUCACUCGUGGAUGGGAAAAAGCAAGAAGUAAAUCUUGGUGGAGGGACACCUAGACAUUGUUUCUUUGAGCUGAUGCCUGGAACUCAAUAUAAAAUCAGUGUUCAUACACAGCUUCAGGAGAUAGAGGGCCCUGCUGUAAGCAUCAUGGAGACAACAUUACCAUUUCCAACUCAAGCUCCAACAACACCUUCAACACCACCUCUACCACCUACAAUCCCUCCUGCAAAAGAAGUGUGCAAAGCAGCCAAAGCUGACCUAGCAUUCCUGGUGGAUGGGUCAUGGAGUAUUGGAGAUGACAAUUUCAAUAAAAUAAUUAGCUUUCUUUAUAGCACUGUUGGAGCUUUGGAUAAGAUUGGUCCUGAUGGAACUCAGGUGGCAAUAAUUCAGUUCAGUGAUGAUCCCAGGACAGAAUUUAAAUUAAAUGCAUACAAAACAAAAGAGACUCUCCUUGAAGCUAUUCAGCAAAUAGCCUACAAAGGAGGAAAUACAAAAACAGGCAAAGCCAUUAAACAUGCAAAAGAAGCCUUGUUUACUGGAGAGGCAGGCAUGAGAAGGGGCAUUCCAAAGGUUUUGGUUGUCAUUACUGAUGGGCGUUCACAGGAUGAUGUGAACAAAGUCUCCAGAGAAAUGCAAUUAGAUGGUUUCAGCUUUUUUGCUAUUGGAGUAGCUGAUGCUGACUAUUCAGAGUUAGUUAAUAUUGGCAGCAAGCCCAGUGAAAGACAUGUCUUCUUUGUGGAUGACUUUGAUGCCUUUACAAAGAUUGAAGAUGAGCUGAUCACUUUUGUUUGUGAAACUGCAUCAGCAACCUGCCCAUUGGUAAUUAAAGAUGGCAACAAUUUUGCAGGAUUUAAAAUGAUGGAAAUGUUUGGUUUGGUCGAAAAGGAGUUUUCAGCUGUGGAAGGGGUUUCAAUGGAACCUGGUACAUUUAAUGUUUACCCCUGUUACAGACUGCACAAGGAUGCCCUGGUGUCCCAGCCUACCAAGUAUUUGCAUCCUGAAGGACUCCCUUCUGAUUACACCAUUACAUUUCUGUUUCGUAUACUCCCUGAUACACCUGAAGAACCGUUUGCUCUUUGGGAGAUUUUAAAUGAAGCAUAUGAACCACUGGUUGGAGUUAUUUUAGAUAAUGGUGGUAAAACUCUGACUUUCUUUAACUACGACUACAAAGGAGAUUUUCAGACCGUGACUUUUGAAGGUCCUGAAAUAAGGAAGAUAUUUUAUGGGAGUUUUCAUAAGUUGCAUGUUGUUAUCAGCAAGACUACAGCCAAAAUAAUUAUUGACUGCAAGCAAGUGGGUGAGAAGACCAUUAAUGCAGCAGGAAAUAUUAGUUCUGAUGGCAUAGAAGUGCUGGGGAGAAUGGUCAGAUCCAGAGGACCAAGAGACAACUCUGCACCUUUGCAGUUACAGAUGUUUGACAUUGUUUGUGCUACCUCAUGGGCCAAUCGGGACAAAUGCUGUGAGCUUCCUGGCUUGAGAGAUGAGGAAAACUGCCCCGCCCUUCCUCAUGCUUGUUCCUGUUCUGAAGCUAAUAAGGGUCCCCUUGGACCUCCUGGACCACCGGGUGGUCCAGGUGUCAGAGGUGCCAAAGGUCAUCGUGGUGAUCCAGGUCCAAAGGGACCAGAUGGACCUCGAGGUGAAAUCGGUGUUCCUGGACCACAAGGACCUCCAGGACCACAAGGACCCAGUGGACUUUCUAUUCAAGGGCUUCCAGGGCCACCAGGUGAAAAGGGAGAAAAGGGAGAUCUUGGUUUUCCUGGCCUGCAGGGUGUCCCAGGAGCAUCAGGUUCACCUGGAAGAGAUGGAGCUCAAGGUCAAAGGGGCCUUCCUGGCAAAGAUGGACCCACAGGCCCACAAGGACCUCCUGGCCCAGUGGGCAUACCUGGUGCUCCAGGUGUUCCAGGUGUUACUGGAAGCCAGGGUCCACAAGGUGACGUUGGAGCUCCUGGUCCUCCUGGAGCUAAGGGCGAAAGGGGUGAGCGGGGUGAUCUCCAGUCCCAAGCAAUGGUACGUGCUGUUGCUCGGCAAGUGUGUGAACAACUCAUCCAGGGUCAUAUGGCAAGAUACAACUCAAUUCUGAACCAGAUUCCAAGCCAGUCUGUCUCAACACGAACCAUCGCAGGACCUCCUGGUGAGCCAGGGAGGCCAGGGUCUCCAGGGCCACAGGGUGAACAAGGAUCACCAGGCAUGCAAGGAUUUCCAGGAAGUCCUGGUCAACCAGGAAGACCAGGAGAAAGAGGUUUACCAGGCGAGAAAGGAGAAAAAGGCAGCCCAGGUGUUGGAACUCAAGGACCCCGAGGCCCACCAGGAUCUACAGGACCUCCAGGAGAAAGUCGAACUGGCAGCCCAGGACCACCAGGAUCUCCUGGCCCACGGGGUCCUGCUGGCCACACGGGACCCCCAGGCUCCCAGGGUUCUUCUGGCCCACCAGGGUACUGUGAUCCCUCCUCCUGCGCUGGUUACGGCAUGGGAGGUGGAUACGGUGAGCCAACUGAUCAAGACAUCCCAGUAGUGCAGUUGCCACAUAACUCCUACCAAAUCUAUGACCCCGAGGACCUUUAUGAUGGUGAGCAACAGCCGUACGCAGUUCACGGGUCAUACCCCUUACCAUCCCCAUACUCCCAGUCCUCCUAUCCAUCACCUCAUCUUGCUCAACCAGAGUUCACUCCUGUUCGAGAAGAGAUGGAAGCCGUUGAACUGAGAUCCCCAGGAAUUAGUCGCUUCCCAAGGAAUGUAGCCAAAAGGAGCCUCAAGACUCCAGUACGCAAAAGGGCGAAUGGGAAAAAACCUUCUCAAUGA
Molecule: messenger RNA, 5526 nt
Organism: Chaetura pelagica (chimney swift)
Lineage: Eukaryota; Metazoa; Chordata; Aves; Apodiformes; Apodidae
Gene: COL14A1
Product: collagen, type XIV, alpha 1
Exons: 46
Coding region: 1-5526 (1841 amino acids)
Cellular component (GO): interstitial matrix
Molecular function (GO): protein binding
Source: RefSeq, a predicted model, not a curated record